Messenger RNA from Penicillium pulvis, 1846 nucleotides. RefSeq lists its product as uncharacterized. The coding region runs from base 62 to 1846 and encodes 594 amino acids. The transcript is spliced from 3 exons. The record is from RefSeq and is a predicted model, not a curated record. Gene Ontology annotation, molecular function: transmembrane transporter activity. NCBI's taxonomy places the organism in Eukaryota, Fungi, Ascomycota, Eurotiomycetes, Eurotiales, Aspergillaceae. Gene Ontology annotation, biological process: transmembrane transport.
GUCUCUUUUCCCAUUUCAAAGCCAUUUUUUCAAUUGACACCGGACUCUUUGCACGGACAUCAUGGGCUCGGUGGUCGACCGACUAAAGGGCCGCAAGGCGACUCACACCGUUGAUGAUCUUCGUCCCGUUGACGAGACUGAUGCCCAACUUCCUCACUCUAGUAGCUUGGAAGCAUCCAACCAAAAGGAUGAGUCCAAUGCCGAUGCGGUCACCAAAGAAGCCCAGGUGGGUGUUCAGAAGGCGGAGGCAGCUGCUCUCAUGUGGAGCAAGAAAGCAGUCUACAUGAUUUACGCAUGGAUCUGGAUUUGUUACUUCAUGCUAUCGCUCCAUGAGUAUAUCGGGAGCAAUGUCCUUUACUACGCUUAUUCCAAGUUUGACUCGGCUCCGCAAGUUACCACGGCCUUCAUCUUGGCCAAUAUCAUUGGUGGUGUACUUAAACUCCCCAUUGGCAAACUUCUUGGGCUCUGGGGACGUGCCGAAGGUCUCAUGGUCUUCCUGGUGGUUUACCUCGUGGGUAUGAUACUGCUGGCCUCUUGCAAAGGCCCCAAGUCUUUUGCUGCUGGGUAUGUAUUCUACUGGGUCGGAUUUGACGCCAUUUAUCUGAUCCUGGAGAUCUUCAUUGCCGAUACGUCCGGCAUGCGAAAUCGAGCCUUUGCGUUCGGAUUCUCCACUACUCCUUACAUUUGCACUGCCUUUACGGGUCCGCUAGCCGCGGCCUCCUUCCUAAAAAUUGGGGGUUGGAGGUGGGCCUAUGGUGCCUUCUGCCUCAUCCAACCCGUCGUCUUUACGCCAUUGAUAAUCACCUUCAAAUACUAUGAAAAUAAGGCAAGAAGGGCAGGUAUACUCACCCGGCAGCCCAGCGGUCGGACUAUCCUACAAUCUAUCAUUCACUACAUCCAUGAGUUUGACGUCAUCGGUGCUCUGAUUUUGAUGGCCGCUUUCAUUCUCUUCCUCCUUCCCUUCAGCCUGGCAACCUAUGGGCGGACACAAUACCGCGACGCGUCCUUCAUUGCUGAAGUGGUGGUUGGGUUUUGUUUAUUCUUCGUUUUUGCAGCUUGGGAAAAGUGGUUCGCCCGCACUCAUUUCAUUCCCUACCAGCUCCUGCGCGACCGCACCGUUCUAGGGGCAUGCUUCGUAGCUGCAAUUCUCUACUUCGGUUUCUACUGCUGGGAUAGUUAUUUCUACUACUUCGUGAUGGUGGUCUACAACCUAGACGUGAAGCUCACUGGCUAUAUGACCUCCAUCUAUACCAUUGGGUCUUGCUUCUGGUCGCCGAUCUUCGGUCUUUGGAUUCGUGGAGUGAAGGAGUUUAAAUACUCCUGUCUUUUCUUUGCUGUUCCUCUCAUGCUGUUGGGAGCUGGCCUAAUGAUUCAUUUUCGAGGACAGGACUCCGACAUCGGCUAUGUGAUCAUGUGUCAAAUUUUCAUUGCAUUCUCCGGUGCUAUGCUUGUGAUUGGAGAGCAGAUGGCUGGAAUGUGUGCAUCGGAUCGUGAUAAUAUUCCAAUCAUUCUUUCAAUGAUUGGUCUAUUCUCCAGUGUUGGGGGUGCUAUUGGAGAUGCCGUCGCGGCUGCGAUUUACACAAACACUUUUCCCCAAGGACUGCGCAAAGCCCUCCCCGCAAGUGCUCAAUCAGAAUGGCAAUCUAUUUACCUCGGCGGAUAUUCAGCACAGCUAGGGUACACCCCAGGAACUGAAGUGCGUGAUGCUAUCAAUUAUGCCUGGGGAUACACACAAAAGUACGAGGCAGUCGCAGCUACCUGCCUGGUCAUUCUUCUGAUUCCAUCAAUCCUGAUGUGGAGACAUUACCGCGUGGACAAGAAGCAGAACAAGGGUGUGACUCUUUAA